Ipomoea nil (Japanese morning glory) is the source of this 378-nucleotide messenger RNA. RefSeq names its product FACT complex subunit SPT16-like. The record is from RefSeq and is a predicted model, not a curated record. Bases 1 to 378 code for a protein of 125 amino acids. The transcript has a single exon. Lineage: Eukaryota; Viridiplantae; Streptophyta; Magnoliopsida; Solanales; Convolvulaceae.
AUGAGGGAGCAGGAAGAAAUGCAGAAAAAGAAGAAUGAGAGGAAAAGAAAAAAUGAAGAGAUAAUGGGAGAACCUGAAAAAGAAGAGGGGGAGAUAGAGGGAUCUAGGAGGGAACAGAAUGUGGGAGUUGAGUGGAAUCCAGGAGAUGAUCUAAAAAGUGAGGAAGAAGAUUAUGAUGACUCUUGCUCCCCAUCCUUUGAAAUGAGUGAGGAAGAGGAGGAUUUUAUCAGUAAAGAAGAGGAGUUGGAAGAGCAGAUGAGGAGGGAUUGUAAAAAGAUCAAUGUCACACCCACCAAGAAAUUAUCCAAAGCUCAAAAGAAAAGGCUGAGGAAAAAGGCUAGGUCCUCUGGGAAGGGUGGGGGACAGAAACAUUCAUGA